GUAGUGUAACCGUUACCAUUUCCGUUCAAACAAACAGCACGAUGAUUAUAAUGAGAAGGCAGUAGACAACAUUUUAGGUUGAAUUUACUAAAACUUGCGUCUUCUUUAAUCUUUUGGACAACGGUCUUUGUAAAUAAAGAUGUAUCUAAACUUAAUUUACAAAGUUAACCAAGAAUCAUGAAUUCUCCCCAGUCAUCAAGCAGGAAUGGCAAUGCGCUUGCCAGCAUAGAGGGUAUUCCAUCUGUGGUUGCCACCCAGAUACUCGGCUAUUUGACUUGGGAUGAAAAGCUUACCACAGCCCAGGUCCUGUCAACAUGGAAGCCACACAUGCACACACCCAGGGCAUGGCCAGUGGUCAAAUACAACAGAGAGUCAGAAGAAAAUGUGUACUUUGUGAAAGAAAAGAGAACUAAGUUUCUAAUAUGUUUAAAAAUAUAUGGCAAAUUUAUGAGAAACAUUGAAAUCUCAUUUGGGUAUAUCAUAUCAAGAUCUGGUCAACAAAUACUUCAUGCCAUUGCGGACAAUUGUAGUAUGCUGAGGUACUUCAGGCUUGGUCUUGGUGGCUGUCAAGAAUUCUCAGCACUUUCAGAGUUGGCACUUAAGAGGAAUGAUGUAGCAGCCAUUAUCUCCAUUCUAAGGUUAUGCAAGGACCUUGAUAAAGUUGGUCUUAUAUCGCCAUACAUUUGCUGGUCAGAUAGUGGAACCAAUUUACUCACAGAGCUUUGUGAAACAAGAUUAUCCACCAAAAUAACUGAACUAAGACUCAUGUCUUUAUCCUUGACUGAUCAUGAUGACUAUCUCACUUUGCUCCAAGACUUUUCAAGGCUACAGAUGCUCACAGUGAGAAGAGAGAAAAUCAACAACACUAUCCUGCUGCAGCUUGUAGCAAAUGGUCUACAAGAAAUUUGUCUCUAUCAAGACGAAGAGCUUGCUUUGGUUGAUGCCAGACAGCUUCGUGAGGACGUUUGGAGCCAAGUUUUGAAGAUCAAUCCAAACUUUAAGGUCGAUCUUGUACUGCAGUAUAUUCUAGUAAUUAAAGAUUCAUUUGUGACUAACAUGCCAUUACGAUCCCUUGUUCUUGAUGAUUUAGUGAACAUUGUGACAAAAGGAGUGAUGGAUCAUCUGGUUUCCUGCUAUAAACUUACCUUAGAGAGAUUUACAUACACAAAUUUGUAUCUGGAGAACUUUGAAAGUGGUGAUAGUCGUAUGCCAGCUGCUCUAAUUACCUUGGCAACCCUAUGUCAGAAACUGCACACAAUACGGUACGGCUUCCCUCUCUCCAGCACCACCAUUCUGAUAUUGGUCAAGACCAGGAGAUUAAAAGAACUGUUGAUUCCGUCUGUUGAAGUGUCUUACGAGUUUGACUGGCCCAUUCAGGAGCAGUGGGAGGAGGAGUUUGUAAGAUGGCUGGAGGCAAACCAUCGCAGUGAGGACCUGCUAGAGGCUGCCGUCUCCCAGGUGCUUGGGAGACCAUGGAAACUGCAAUACGAGAAUGGCCUCCUUGAGAGAAGUGUUAGCGUCAACAUGUAACUUAUAAAAUAUGUUGUCCAAAUUGUUUGCAAGAAUAUUUUAAUGUGGUCUAUAUAAUCUGAUGAUAUAAUUUUGCUCAAUGCAAAUUAUAAAUAAACUUGUAAUACCUAACCAAUUUUAUGGGCAUUAUUAUGAGAACAUUGAGAAGAACUUGUGAUUAGAAUGCUUUUUAUUCUGGCUGCUAGUACAGAAAUACAUGUAGUAUUGUACUUGUUAUUUUUAUUCAUAAUCAAAUUAAUGAUUCUUUAAAUAAUAUUUGUAUGUGCUUUAUCAAACUGGAAUAGCAUUGAAAUUGUAUUCUGAUGUUUAUGUUGUAAGUCUAUUAAUAUGCUGACUAUUGACUUUUUCAUCUGCUUUUAUGCAUUAGUAUUCACAUGAUAUAUACAGAUUGACACUACCUCUUUACCACUGUUCCUUAUCCUGUUGUUUUUUAUGCUAGAAACUGUCAACCCAUUGUGGAUCAUCUGAUAAAUUAUAACAGUAGACAUUUGUUUAAGCCCACAUGGAGGGGAUACUUGGGGAUUCAUCCUCAUAGGUUUGUGCAGCAAAUUUCUUCCACAUUUUUCGAGCAAUGAAUAUUUAAACAUUCAUGGUCAUGAAAAUACUCCAGCAUGCCGCUCUGUCAGAGGGCAAAGGCAGUGUUGAGAACUGGUUUUCCAAAAAUGCAAGUUUUGCACCUAUAUGUUUUGCCUUGAUAUAUCUCAUUUUGUAACCUAGAUAUCCCAUGAACAACAUUUCAACAAGAACGCUUACUAUGGCAGUUACUGUGAAAUAAUGAAAGCAGGAGUUACUGUUCUUUUACACUUCUACUCCUGUCAUUGAUAUAUAUCUAUACAUCAAGUUGAUACAUCUUGUAGUUUGCAACAUAUUUCCCAUUCAAAAAUAACAUCCCCUUAAUGAGACUUGCCCACCUAUUUAGUUUUUAGUUGAUACGUCUUACAUUUUAAAAGAUGUGCUCUAUACAUAAUUUUAAUUUAGAAAUUGGCAAAGGGCAAUGCAAAAUAACUCUAAAAUGUGGAAUCAAGGGUUUAAGUUCUUGUGCGCUGCAAAUUAUUAGAAUGAGAUCUAGCAACCAAUUUAAUUUAAAAAUCAUAUCUUUUAGAGUUUUUAAUAUAUUCUCAGUACAAAAUUUAAUUAACAUAAACCAAGGGAAGUAACUCUGAAUGUAGAUGAGCUGGAGUUACGGGUUUUGUACACUGCAUAUUUCCUCAAUCAAUUAAUUCAUAUAUAAAAUUAAGUUUCUAGUUAUAACCUCUUCUAGUUUUCGAGUUAUGCACUGGAUAAUAUUAGAAAUAUGUAUUUAUUCUUAAAAUAUAUCGUUAACCUGGAUGUGCAGAUAUGCAAGACAAAAUUUUAUAUCACCAGUUAUCCAGCCAUUCCUGUUUCAUAAACAAAUACAUGUAGGUGACAAUAUGUCACGGGGUUUAAUUCAUGUUUAACUAGUUGUCUUGAUUUGUUGUGGAUGCACUUUAGUUAAAUAAAUAACCACUGCUUGUAUCAAUGGAACUUGACUUUUUAACUUAUGAGUUUAAAUUAAUUAGGUAGAUUUGGUGCUAUUAUUUAAACUGCUUAUGUUCUUUGAUUAUUUAUUUAAUGUUUAUUUGUGAAACUCAAAUACAUGCAAAUGACACU
This is a messenger RNA of Dreissena polymorpha, 3162 nucleotides long. RefSeq lists its product as uncharacterized. The transcript has 2 exons. Bases 178 to 1530 code for a protein of 450 amino acids. Lineage: Eukaryota; Metazoa; Mollusca; Bivalvia; Myida; Dreissenidae. The record is from RefSeq and is a predicted model, not a curated record.